CCUGCCUAGGACCGGGAACAGUUGUUGAGUUGGGUUCGGACAAAGAGUGAUGACAUUGUACCUAUAUCUCUAGCAAAGAGGCAAAAUCAGUGUUCAGUCACACAUCUUUUAUUCAGAUAUACGGUUCUAGCAGUUCCAAGUAUAAAAUAUUCAGUAGUUUACAGAGUAUUCAUAAAUUCCACAUAUCUCCAGAAGUUACUGUUCUAUGACUCUUAUACAGUAUGCUUAGGUCAGGAUAAAUUGAUAUUUGUGGAGCCGAUUUUUAUGCAUUUAACAUAGGGGUAACUGUCUUCAGGGUGGAGGAAAGAUUGACAAAUGAGGAGCCGAAAAUCGGGCCUUUUAUAGUUUUAGCGCAGCUCCGCAUACGACAACGGUACGUGACGUACGUGGAGAUAGCUACUGUCCAAUCGGAAACGACGUUACAUAAAACGUACGGUGACACCGGAGCAACCGGAAGUAAACAAUGUCGCGGAGCGAAAGACCGAUAUAAGCGAAGUAUUUCUCGCAUAUCUUUCUAAAUAACAGUAUUCCAAGCGGAUCACCGAUAUAGAUUGAUCAAGAACAGAUAAAGCUGUGUUGACCUCACUGUCAGGAACAUUUGCUCUUCCAUCAUCAGAAAUGCUGCUCCUAAAUGAGAGUGUAACAAGUCAGUUUAUAGACAUCAAUGCAAUAAUUCCAGAUUCUGAAGACCUGCAACAUCAUAAAGUGAAGGUAAGGUCAAACCAGAGUGACAUGCACAUUGUUAUACAUCCAGAAAAUAUAACUGUUCACCUAGAAAUCUACAUUAAACAUGAAACACCUCCUACUCUCUUGGAUUAUGCUAUCUUAGGUGAAAAGCAGUGCUGUACAGCAGAGGUAAGCUACACAUUGGAUGACCUGGAAAGUCGCCUUGACCUUAUGAUGGCCUCAGUCGAUGCAAUGUGUAAAGGAUAUUUACCAAUGGAAGAUGACCUCGAUGAUUAUGAUUGGUUGCUUAGCAACAGGGAGUUAGAUUAAGAAUAAUGGAUUCUGCACAUGGAUUAUCACUGACAUUCUGAUUAAUAGUAAAGCAGUCCUGCACAUGUGAAUGUAAUGAAAAAAAAAAACAGAUCGGAUUAGAAAGAACAUAAAAGACUAAAAGAUUUUCACCUUAUUUACUGUUUAAUUCACCUUUUCUGUAAUAAGGUUUUGGUUGAUUUGAAUUUCAAUAAAUAACUAUUAUACCAUUUAUGUUAAAAAAUACAUCUUAUUCAAACUUUUUGAUUUAUAUAGAGGAUAUUACAUGAGUGUCUUUCCAUAUUGAAUUUAUGAAACGAGUUGAAUAAAAUAAUAAAAUGCGAGGCUCUACCGAGCAUUUUAUUAAUUUUAUUCAACGAGUUUAAUAAAUUCAAUGUGGAAAGUUACAAAUGUAAUAUUCUUUUUAUCACAGGUUAGUUUUUCCUUUUAAAACAUCAAAACUUCUACAUUCUUUUACUAUAUAAACAAGUCAGUUUCACCAACGUCUCCUAUACUUAUAACGAUGUUGACGUCAAAGCUUUAUUACACUAGUCUAUUAUCAUUUUUAUUUAAUGGCUUUUAUUACACUCCCGCGACGUCAAACAUGCGAUAAAAUAUAAUAUUUUAUGAUAGUAUAAUAUAAAUGUUUUGAUUAGUUUAUUUACUGUCAUAAAAUGAUUUUGUUGGGGAAUUUUCCUUUGUAUUUCUGGUAUUUUUGACAUAAAAAGCUGUAUUUAGUUCUGUUGACUAUAAUAGUUUUAUUUUAGUUAGAAUCACCUCAACAUUUUGUGAUUUCUUUAAUUUAUUUUUCAUUUAGGUUAAGUGGAUCAAAAAGCCUGUGUACUUUAUCAAUGGUACAAAUGUAUAUAAGAAACAGAGAUAUUUACAAGAUGGAAAAAAGCAGGUUCUUUUUUUAGCUCACCUGUCACAUAGUGACAAGGUGAGCUUUUGUGAUCACCCGUCGUCCGUCGUCAGUCCGUCCGUGCGUGCUUGCGUCAACAAUUUCUUGUCUGCACGAUAGUAGUUUCAUUUAUAAUUUUAUUUUAACCAAACUUGCACACAACUUGUAUCACCAUAAGAUUUCAGUUCUUUUAUUUAACUGGCCAGAUCCCAUUAUGGGUUCCAGAGUUAUGGCCCC
Mercenaria mercenaria is the source of this 2113-nucleotide messenger RNA. RefSeq lists its product as uncharacterized. The record is from RefSeq and is a predicted model, not a curated record. Lineage: Eukaryota; Metazoa; Mollusca; Bivalvia; Venerida; Veneridae. Bases 619 to 996 code for a protein of 125 amino acids. The transcript is spliced from 4 exons.